UUGUCCCAAAUCAUGAAGCUACAAUGUAUCUUCUUGAGCAGUUAUAGUACAUGGUGUGACAAAAGUUGCUCCUACAGUCACCAUACAGAGAAAAAAAUGGAAAUUGUAGCACUAUGUACUUUUGUUUACAGCAAAAUUUUAUAAUACAUUUACAAACUAUUUUCUAUGUUUGCCACCUCUUUACAAAAUUUGGUAAUGAGUAUUUUGUAAAGGUAUAGCUAGCUAUGAUUUUCAAUUUUUCCUAUGUAUGGUGACUUUGGGGACAACCUGUAGAUUUUUACAAACUACCUCUAUUUCAGGCGUCCUUAAACUUUUUAAACAGAGGGCCAAUUCAGUGUCCCCAAGACCGUUGGAGGGCUGGACUAUAGUUAAAUAUAUAUGUAUAUGAACAAAUCUCUAUGCACACUGCACAUAUCUUAUUUUGCAGUAAAAAAACAAAACAGGAACAAAUACAAUCACACCGCCUCAUGUGUCCCAUGGGCUGCAGUGUGAGGACCCCUGCGAGUGCCAGCCAUUCUCUCUCUGUCUUUCAAUUAUCCUGAUAUCUUUACACCUAAAAUUGAUCAGAGACUAUGAGGCCCAGAGAUCAACCUGGAGCACAGAUAAGCAUUGAGUACACCUGAGAAUGCCCGCAUUCCCACUCUUCUAUUUCUGUAAUUCUCAUGAAUGUACACAUGGGACUACCUGCAUCCCCACGUGUGCAAGAGACACUGCUGCCUUCUCUGACCUCUGGAACCUUUAAAGUGCUAGAAAUCUAUGUCGUGCUUCAAAAUUGUGAUUGGUGAUCUUCCUUGAACCAAAGAUAUGUUGGUUUUUAAAAAGUGUCGAGGCUCUGUACCUGUAACUCAGUGGCUAGGGCACCAGCCACACCGGAUCUGGCAGGAACAAACUCAGCCCAGGACUGCCAAAGAACAAUGACAACUACAAACAAAAAAAGAGCCGGGCAUUGUGGUAGGCGCCUGUGAUCCCAGCUACUUGGAAGUCUCAGGCAAGAGAAUUGCUUACACUCAAGAAUUUGAGGCUGCUGUGAGCUGUGACACUACGUUACUGCACUGAGUGUGACAAAGUGAGACUCUCAAAAAAAAGUGUUGAGCAGAAGUGUCUCUGCUGUGUUUGCUAUCUCUAGGUGAGUGCCGCUGUAGUCUAGAAGUAGUAACAGCAGCAAUAGGGGGAUUAGUAAAGAAGCUACUUCAUAGACUCACUGAAAACCUGUAAUUUUUUUUUUUUUUUUUUGGUAGAGUCGGAGUUUCACUUUAUCAUCCUCGGUAGAGUGCCGUGGCAUCACACAGCUCAAGCAACCUCCAACUUCUGGGCUUAGGCGAUUCUCUUGCCUCAGCCUCCCAAGUAGCUGGAACCACAGGCACCGCCCAAUGCCAGGCUAUUUUUUGUUGCAGUUUGCCUGGGGCCGGGUUUGAAUGCACAAGCCUUGGUAAAUGGGGCCAGCGCCCUACCCACUGAGCCACAGGCGCUGCCUUUUUUUUUUUUUUUUAGAUACAGAGUCUCAUUCUGUUGGCCUCAGUACCGUGCUGUGCCAUCACAGCUCACAGCAACCUCCGGCUCUUGGGCUUAGGCGAUUCUCUUGCUUCAGCCUCCCAAGUAGCUGGAACUACAGGUGCCCGCCAGAAUGCUGGGAUAUUUUUUGUUGCAGUUUGGCUGGGGCCGGGUUUGAACCCACCACCCUCAGCAUAUGGGGCCGGCACCCUACUCACUGAGCCACAGACCCUGCCCCCAAACCUGCAAAAUGUUAAGCAAACCCAAGGUUGACUGUUCAUUUGUGAAAAGGUAGAGUCACAAUGCAAGAGUUGGUGGAUGAGAAAGCAGUUUUUUCAAGAGCAACAUAAGGAGAUGGCUGACUUAUGUUGGAAAGACCGCCUGAUGUUCCUCAGCUGACCAGAAGGUGGUGAAAGGGGAAAGGAGUGUGGGAAACUACAUGUAGGAGCUUUCUUUUCUUUUCUUUCUUUCUUUUUUUUUUUUUUGAGACAGUCUCCCUCUUUUUUUUUUUUUUUUUUUUAUCAGUUUUUGGCUGGGGCCGGGUUUGAACCCACCAACUCUGGCAUUUGGGGCCAGCACCCUACUCCACUGAGCCACAGGUGCCACCCGGAGCUUUCUAUGUGUGGGUCUCCAUGUCUCAUGGAAAAGGUUUCUAGCCAUCUGGCAGUCUGGCUGACUGCCAGAUGAUAUAGAUCAAAACAGAAAUGGGGGUUAACUGCUCACUAUUUUUCUUGAUGAGGAGUUCUGAAAUCUUGGUUCUAUAGUUAAUGGCUCAAAAUCAUUCCUGAAAUUCUUGUUUUUAAAUUCUGUUUUGGAGACAGAAUCUGACUUUGUCAUCCACCGUAGGUUGCCAUGGCAUCAUAGCUCAUAGCAACCUCAAGCUCCUGGGCUCAAGCCAUCCUCUUGCCUCAACCUUUGAAUGAGCUGGGGUCUCCAGGUGUGAGCCAUGGGGCCAGGCUUCUUCUUGAAAUUCUUAAACAAGGACAUAAACAAGUACUGUUAAUAAAAUGUGAUUAUUUGCUUGAAGAUAGAGUAACUGCUGCUGUUGCAGAAUCACAUACUCAGAAUGGGCAUAAUGUGAAAAAACUUAUAUGCAUAUUAAAGCCUGAGAGGUGAUGCUUAGCUAAAUGUUUCUCAUCCCAGGCUUCCAGUUAAGAUUCCGUGGCCAGUUUGAAGAAGUACCAUCUCUGUCAUUUUGCCUGCACACUCAUUCUAUUAGUCUGGGUUGUGUCAUCAGUGUGGUUUUAAUUAAGUGUCCCCAUGUGAUGCUAAGGUUAGGCCAGUAUCAAGCAUGAGGGUUUCCAUAUCUAUUUAAGACAGCUGAGUUUAUUUAUUUAUGUAUUUUUUCAGAAAGAGGUUACAGGUCACAUAUUCCCAUUCGCAUGGCAGAAAUUGCUGGCAAGGGAGGGCACUGGAGGCCAAGAAAUAAGAAAUGCACACUUUGGUCUUUAUGUGGAAUCUCCUUCUUCCUGACUUUCUCUGUGAUAAAGAACAAGGAAGGGUGAAUUUUUUUCUGUACUUAGUGGUCUCUCUGACUGUGGAUGUGGUAGCAGGUGAAGGGGUUGCGCUGAUGCCUUUGUUGCAGAAAGAUGAGGCCCAACAGAGAGAAAGAGCACCCACACGCCACGUUUAUAAGAGGAAGGGCUUUAUUCACCAGCCGGUAGCUUACGGCAUAGAAUUCCAAAUGGCUGCGCUCCCCGACUGCCUUGGUCUUUCCCUUUUUAUUGACAGUCAAAAAGUUCCACCCCACAGGUACCCUUCUCAUUGGCCAGUUUGAAUGAAGCGGGAGAUGCUAUUCCAGCCCCUAUAGAACUACAGGAUUUCACGGAACUUGGAAAUUUCAAAGUUCCAGGAAGUUAAGUUUACAAAUUCCCAAGAGCUUAGUCACCAUAGAGAGGACCCUGCAGGUGUAUCCUUGUGGUCUUCUUGAGAAGAUCUGUUCUUCCAGACCUCACCCUUAUCAGUUAUCUUCUCUCGCCUUUAAAGCCGAGAUAAAAGGCAGUGCCUGUGGCUCAGCCAGUAGGGCGCCGGUCCCAAAUGCCGGAGGUGGCGGGUUCAAACCCAGCCGCGGCCAAAAAAAAAAAAAAAAAAGCCGAGAUAAAGCCGAUAAAGAUAUUGUCAAGAUCCAGGUGGAAUGUAUCCAGAUAAUCUCAUGUGAGAAGGAAAUCAAGGGAAGGAGGAGGAGGAAAUGAUUGCUUCUCAGGUAAAUGUGUCCAAGGUCCAGGGCUGUGCCCACUUUUGCUCCUGCAAUAUCAUGUUCUUAGAAUUUGCAAGCCUUUACUUCUCUACUUGUGAUGUUCCUGCCUAAUGAGUUUGUUUCAAAUACUCUUUUAACUAUUUCUUAUUGCCAAGAGCAAUAAGAGUAUGUGAUUCUGCAACAGCAGCGGUUAUUCUAUCUUCAGUUGCCAAGAGGUCUGAGAAAUCCUUCUCCCCUACCUAUACAGCAGAGUCUUCUCUCCAUUCUGUCCAUCAAGGCUUCCCAAGUGCCCUGCAAAAUUCCCAGUGUAAAUUCAUGUUCUGCAAAAAUAAAAAUGUGUUCUGCAAUACUGCAAAUGUUCCUUUUGUGCCUUUUGAAAAUGGAACAAUGUGGAUACUCAAGGUUCUCCAUUGUGUAUGAGGUCGGAUCCUUGGAUAUUAGCAGAGAAGGAGAAUAUGUUUUGUUUAGCUUCCAUGUGGAAGCUCCAUCAGUUCUACAUAGAAUGAGAUGAAGCACGUGCACUUUUACAGAAGACGGCAUUAACUGCCUAAAGUAACUCAAUGUUCUGAAAAACAGAAUCAUUCGAAAAAUGCUUUCUAGAAUGCUUAGAAAGACAUGUUUAAAGACACGAUUGGAGAUUAGAAAACAUUCCAGAUAUCUAUAACUCGAGCUUUGCCAAAACUGUUUUUUUUUAAACUAGCUUUUAUCAGAUUAUGAUGUACUUUUUCUUGCCAGUACUAUCACAGCAGUGAUGCGUUUGCGUUUGUGAAUCAGCACCUGAUACUUAUUUGUCCUGUUACAGUUGAGGUUAACUUUAUUCACUCAGUUAUGGUGCUCUUUGACACAUAUUCCAUUGUAGAGUUCAGUAUAUCUUCUAUAUUAUUUAUUUAUUUAUUUAUUUAUUUUUGUAGAGACAGAGUCUCACUGUACCGCCCUCCGGUAGAGUGCCGUGGCGUCACAUGGCUCACAGCAACCUCUAACUCUUGGGCUUACGUGAUUCUCUUGCCUCAGCCUCCCGAGCAUAUCUUCUAUAUUAUUAAUAAGUACUUUGGGGAGAUUUAUCAACUAAUGUGCACAAACCAAAACAUCUAUUGAUGUGCCUCUUUCUUUUUAGAUUCUCUUUCAUACCUUGCUUUGGAAAGUAAAGGUUGUCAUCUUUGUUUACUGGUUCAGAAAUCAACUGGGGAAAUCCAGAAAUCCAGUUCAUUGUAUGUUUCACAUAAUAUUAUGCUGGAAUAAAAGCAUUAGCAUUUUUGUUGAGCUUGUUGAAAAUUUAAAAAUGGAAUCUUCACCACAUAUCUUGAGAACAGAAAUUUGCAUUUUAUCAAGAUCUCCAGUUCUUUCUUGUUCAUGUUAAAAUUUUAGAGGUUCCAUUUCACUCACCAUGACUUUUUCAUGUAAAAAACAUACACAACUUAUACUGUAUGUUGUAAACAAGGCAGAAAGAUACACAUCCCAGCAUAUUUCUACUCUUGUCAACCAACAGGGUCUAGGGUCUACACUCGUUUUGUGCAUGUUGUGCCCUCCACUUUCUUCAUUUAGAGAACACAUGAGGAAAUUUAUCUCUUCGAUUUCUUCUAUACUCCCCUUAUUACAUAAUUCCAGUCACUCAUAUAAGUCAGCAACAGUUCUCUUGGCUCAUUCAAUUAAAAGUGAAGUUUAAACUCCGCUUGGCUUCUUGGUAAAUAUGUUUGUUUUUCAGGGAAUGUUCACAUUCAAGGACGUGUCUAUAGAGUUCUCUAUGGAUGAGUGGGCCUGCCUGGACCCUACUCAGCACACUUUGUAUCGGGACGUCAUGUUGGAAAACUACAGACACCUGGUCUUCCUAGGUCUUGCUGUCUCUAAGCCAGACCUCAUCACCUGUCUGGAGCAAAGCAAAGAACCCUGGAUGGUGAAGACUCACCAGACAGUAGUCAAGCACCCAGAUGUAUCUAAUCAUUCUACCCAAGACCAUUUCCAAGAGCUGGGCACAAAUAUAUUAUACCCAGAGAUAACACUGAGAAGAUAUCAAAGCUGUGGCCUGGAGAAUUUAAACUUAACAAAAGACUGGGAAAGUGUUUAUGAAUGUACUCAGCAGAAAGUAUGUUACAGUGGAUGUGACCAAUGUUUAACAGCUAGCCAUGGCAAAGUCUGCCAAUGUAGUAAAUAUACGAGAGUCUUUAGACAUUUGUCAAAUCUAAAUAGACAUAAGAUGAUAUAUACCACAGAGAAAACUUUUCAGUAUAAAAAGUAUGGGAAAGCCUAUAACCACUGCUCACACAUUACUAAAUGUAAGAUAAUGCAUACUGGAGAAAAACAGUACAAAUGUAAAGAAGGUGGCAAAGUCUUUAAAUUUUGCUCAAGCCUAUCUAACCAUAAGAAACUCCACCCUGGGGAGAAACUGUAUAAGUUUAAAAAUUAUGGGGAAUGUCUUAGGCACAGAUCAAAAUAUUAUAACCAUAAGAGUAUUAAUACUGGAAGAAAAGCCUACAACUAUAAAGAAUGUGAUGAACUUACCAAUCAGUACUCACAUCUUUCUGCACAUGAAAGAAUUUAUUCUGGAGAGAAACCCUACAAAUGUCAAGAAUGUGGCAAAGCCUUUAAGUGGUACUCAAUCCUUUCUGUACAUCAAAGAAUUCAUUCUGGAGAGAAACGCUACAAAUGUCAAGAAUGUGGCAAAGCCUUUAAGUGGUACUCAAUCCUUUCUGUACAUCAAAGAAUUCAUUCUGGAGAGAAACCCUACAAAUGUCAAGAAUGUGGCAAAGCCUUUAACCGGUGCUCAAACCUUUCUGUACAUCAAAGAAGUCACUCGGGAGAAAAACCUUACAAAUGUGAAGAAUGUGGCAAAGCCUUUAAGCAGUACCCAAAUCUUUCUAAACAUAAAAGAAUUCAUUCUCGAGAGAAAACCUACAAAUGUCAAGAAUGUAGCAAAGCCUUUAACUGGCACUCAAUCCUUUCUGUACAUCAAAGAAUUCAUUCUGGAGAGAAACCCUUCAAAUGUGAAGAAUGUGGCAAAGCCUUUAAGCAGUACCCAAGUAUUUCUACACAUAAAAGAAUUCAUUCAGGAGAGAAACCCUACAAAUGUCAAGAAUGUGGCAAAGCCUUUAAUGAUAUUUCAACCCUUACUAAACAUCAAAGAAUUCAUUCCGGGGAGAAACCCUACAAAUGUGAAGAAUGUGGCAAAGCCUUUAACCGGCACUCAAACCUUUCUGUACAUCAAAGAAUUCACUCGGGAGAAAAAUCCUACAAAUGUGAAGAAUGUGGCAAAGCCUUUAAGCAGUACUCAAGUCUUUGUAGACAUAAAGGAAUUCAUUCUGGAGAGAAACCCUACAAAUGUCAAGAAUGUGGCAAAGCCUUUAAGUGGUACUCAAUCCUUUCUGUACAUCAAAGAAUUCAUUCUGGAGAGAAACCCUACAAAUGUCAAGAAUGUGGCAAAGCCUUUAACUGGCACUCAAACCUUUCUGUACAUCAAAGAAGUCACUCGGGAGAAAACCCUUACAAAUGUGAAGAAUGUGGCAAAGCCUUUAAGCAGUACCGAAGUCUUUCUAGACAUAAAAGAAUUCAUUCUGGAGAGAAACCCUACAAAUGUCAAGAAUGUGGCAAAGCCUUUAAUGAUAAUUCAACCCUUACUAGACAUCAAAGAAUUCAUUCUGGGGAGAAACCCUACAAAUGUCAAGAAUGUGGCAAAGCCUUUAAUGAUAAUUCAACCCUUACUAGACAUCAAAGAAUUCAUUCUGGGGAGAAACCCUACAAAUGUCAAGAAUGUGGCAAAGCCUUUAAUGAUAAUUCAACCCUUACUAAACAUCUAAGAAUUCAUUCUGGGGAGAAACCCUACAAAUGUCAAGAAUGUGGCAAAGCCUUUACGCAGCACUCCAUCCUUUCUCAACAUCAAAGAAUUCAUUCUGGAGAGAAACCCUACAAAUGUCAAGAAUGUGGCAAAGCCUUUAAGCAGCACUCCAUCCUUUCUCAACAUCAAAGAAUUCAUUCUGGAGAGAAACCCUUCAAAUGUCAAGAAUGUGGCAAAGCCUUUAAGCGGUACCCAAAUCUUUCUAAACAUAAAAGAAUUCAUUCUGGAGAGAAACCCUACAAAUGUCAAGAAUGUGGCAAAGCCUUUAAGCAGUACCCAAGUCUUUCUAGACAUAAAAGAAUUCAUUCUGGAGAGAAACCCUACAAAUGUGAAGAAUGUGGCAAAGCCUUUACUCUGCGUUCAUCCCUUUCUGUACAUAGAAGAAUUCAUUCUGGAGAGAAACCCUACAAAUGUCAAGAAUGUGGCAAAGCCUUUAAUGGUAAUUCAACCCUUACUAAACAUCAAAGAAUUCAUUCUGGGGAGAAACCCUACAAAUGUGAAGAAUGUGGCAAAGCCUUUACUCUGCGUUCAUCCCUUUCUGUACAUAGAAGAAUUCAUUCUGGAGAGAAACCCUACAAAUGUGAAGAAUGUGGAAAAGCCUUUAUCUGUUUCUCAAAACUUUCUGUACAUAGAAGAAUUCAUUCUGGAGAGAAACCCUACAAAUGUGAAGAAUGUGGAAAAGCCUUUAUCUGUUACUCAAAACUUUCUGUACAUAGAAGAAUUCAUUCUGGAGAGAAACACUACAAAUGUGAAGAAUGUGGCAAAGCCUUUAAACAGCACUCAGAACUUUCUGCACAUCGAAGAAUUCAUUCGCGAGAAAAACCCUACAAAUGUGAAGAAUGUGGCAAAGCCUUUAAGCAGUACCCAGGUCUUUCUACACAUAAAAGAAUUCAUUCUGGAGAGAAACCCUACAAAUGUGAAGAAUGUGGCAAAGCCUUUAACGGGCACUCACACCUUUCUGUGCACCAAAGAAUUCAUUCUGGAGAGAAACCUUACAAAUGUGAAGAAUGUGGCAAAGCCUUUAAGCAGUACCCAAGUCUUUCUCAACAUAAAAGAAUUCAUUCUGGAGAGAAACCCUACAAAUGUGAAGAAUGUGGCAAAGCCUUUAUCUGUUACUCAAAACUUUCUGUACAUAGAAGAAUUCAUUCUGGAGAGAAACCCUACAAAUGUCAAGAAUGUGGCAAAGCCUUUAACCAGCACUCACACCUUUCUGUGCACCAAAGAAUUCAUUCUGGAGAGAAACCUUACAAAUGUGAAGAAUGUGGCAAAGCCUUUAAGCAGUACCCAACUCUUUCUCAACAUAAAAGAAUUCAUUCUGGAGAGAAACCCUACAAAUGUGAAGAAUGUGGCAAAGCCUUUACUCUGCGUUCAUCCCUUUCUGUACAUAGAAGAAUUCAUUCUGGAGAGAAACCUUACAAAUGUGAAGAAUGUGGCAAAGCCUUUAAGCAGUACCCAAGUCUUUCUCAACAUAAAAGAAUUCAUUCUGGAGAGAAACCCUACAAAUGUGAAGAAUGUGGCAAAGCCUUUACUCUGCGUUCAUCCCUUUCUGUACAUAGAAGAAUUCAUUCUGGAGAGAAACCCUACAAAUGUGAAGAAUGUGGAAAAGCCUUUAUCUCUUACUCAAAACUUUCUGUACAUAGAAGAAUUCAUUCUGGAGAGAAACCCUACAAAUGUCAAGAAUGUGGCAAAGCCUUUAAUGAUAUUACAACCCUUACUAAACAUCAAAGAAUUCAUUCUGGGGAGAAACCCUACAAAUGUGAAGAAUGUGGCAAAGCCUUUAAUGAUAAUUCAACCCUUACUAAACAUCAAAGAAUUCAUUCUGGGGAGAAACCCUACAAAUGUGAAGAAUGUGGCAAAGCCUUUAAACAGCACUCACACCUUUCUGAACAUCAAAGAAUUCACUCGGGAGAAAAAUCCUACAAAUGUGAAGAAUGUGGCAAAGCCUUUAAGCAGUACCCAAGUCUUUCUCAACAUAAAAGAAUUCAUGCUGGAUAGAAACCCUACAAAUGUCAAGAAUGUGGCAAAGCCUUUAACCGGCACUCAAUCCUUUCUCAACAUCAAAGAAUUCAUUCUGGAGAGAAACCCUACAAAUGUGAAGAAUGUGGCAAAGCCUUUAAGCAGUACCCAAGUCUU
Messenger RNA from Nycticebus coucang (slow loris), 9647 nucleotides. Its product is annotated as zinc finger protein 208-like. The transcript has 3 exons. NCBI's taxonomy places the organism in Eukaryota, Metazoa, Chordata, Mammalia, Primates, Lorisidae. Bases 5376 to 9509 code for a protein of 1377 amino acids. Gene Ontology annotation, molecular function: RNA polymerase II cis-regulatory region sequence-specific DNA binding; DNA-binding transcription repressor activity, RNA polymerase II-specific. Gene Ontology annotation, biological process: negative regulation of transcription by RNA polymerase II. The record is from RefSeq and is a predicted model, not a curated record.